AUGAAGAAGCACACGGACAUCCCAUGUUCCGUCAGGAGGCGGGACCCUGGACGCCGACUGGUGGGGGCGGGCACCGAGGCGGAAGUGGCCAGAGCGCCCGGCGCCGCGUGUUUUACUGUCUGGGGAGGCCGGGAUGGAGGCGGCGGCGGCGGCGCCCGCGCCCGGGCUGCGGAUCGUGGCCGCCCCCAGGAAAGGCCCCACUCACCCCCUCUUCCCCCCCAGGUUGUCGGGGUCACGGCCCAUGUCCAGGGGCUGCUGCAGAGGGUCCGGGCCGGCGCCUUCCCCACGGAGAAGGGGCUGAGUUUCCUGGAGCUGAAGGCCCAGCUGCUGCUCUUCUACCUGCAGGACCUGGCGCUGGUGCUGGAGAAGAGCUGGGGCCGGUCCCUGGCGGCCCAGCCGGCCGUGCUGCGCCUGGCGGAGCUGCGCACGGUGUUGGAGAAGAUGCGCCCCAUUGAGCACAAACUCCGGUACCAGGUUGACAAGCUGGUGAAGGCGGCUGUGACGGGCACCGUGGGAGACGACAAUCCGCUGAGAUUCAAACCAGACCCUGGGAACAUGAUGAGCAAGCUGAGGGAGGAGGAGGAGGAGGCGGACGGCACUGAAGGCAAAGCUGCCGGGAAGAAGCCCCUGGGCAAAGGAGGGGACCGGAAAUACGUCCCGCCCCGGCUGGUCCCGGUGCAUUAUGAUGAGACGGCGGCCGAGCGGGAGAAGAAGGCCCUGGAGCGGGCGAAGAAGCGAGCGCUGAGCAGCUCCGUCAUUUGGGAGCUGAAAGACCAGUUCUCGGAGGCGCCGGAGGAAAUCCGCGAGGGGCGCUACCAGCACGCGACCAGGCAGAGCCAGGAGGAUGAGCACAGGAGGCGCUACGAGGAGGACAUGCUGGUGAGGCUGAACGUGAGCCGGCAGGACAAGGCCCGGCAGCGCCGGGUGGCCGCGCUGGGGGCCCAGCUCCACUCCGUGACCCACUUCGGCGACAUCAGCGCCCUGAGCGGGGCAGCGCCCCCCACUGGAGAGGCUCUGAGCCCCCAGCGCAAGAGGAGGAAGAUGAGUGCCAAGAGGGGAAGGAAGAAGGGUUUCCGGAGGCGAUAACGGCGCAAUGUUGCCCCCCAUGGAGUGACCCCCCCCAGCAACUCUCCCCUGUGCACAGUGUUUAGCCAAUAAAAUCGAGCCCCUGAA
Mauremys reevesii (Reeves's turtle) is the source of this 1173-nucleotide messenger RNA. RefSeq names its product neuroguidin (gene NGDN). Lineage: Eukaryota; Metazoa; Chordata; Testudines; Geoemydidae. Gene Ontology annotation, cellular component: small-subunit processome; nucleolus. The record is from RefSeq and is a predicted model, not a curated record. Gene Ontology annotation, biological process: maturation of SSU-rRNA from tricistronic rRNA transcript (SSU-rRNA, 5.8S rRNA, LSU-rRNA).